This is a messenger RNA of Cuscuta epithymum, 682 nucleotides long. The record is from the annotation of a GenBank genome assembly. Lineage: Eukaryota; Viridiplantae; Streptophyta; Magnoliopsida; Solanales; Convolvulaceae.
UUUCUGAAGGGACUGAAGAGAGAUAUUAGAGCUGAAUUGAAAUUAUACAGUACCAGAACUCUAGCUAAGGUCAUGGAUGUAGCCUUGUUGAUUGAGAAUAAAAACAAUGAAGUCAUGAUAAAGAAGAACAAAGAAGAAGGCAAGAAGAGGUGGAAUGGGAAAACUGGAUCUGAGAAUCAACAGCAGAAUUGGGGAAAUAGUAAUAAGUGGAGGAGCAACCCUAAUGCUACCCCAGGUUAUGGGAAUAUCAUACAGGAGAGUAAACCACCUGACAAUGCGAUAACUCAGAAUGUUAAGCACAAUGGCCCCAGAUUAUCACAAAGUGAAUUAUUAGAAAGAAGCAGGAAAGGCUUGUGUUUCAAGUGUGGGGAAGAUUGGAGUAAAGGACAUGUAUGCAAGAUGAAGAAUUAUAGAAUGAUGUUAGUGGAACAAUCUGAGGAGGAGUCUGAAUCAGAAGCUGAAUCACUGGAGCAUGGAGAUGAUAAAACUAUACCUCUGGAAUUGAAGACUAUGCAGUUAUCUAUGUUAAGCAAAGAGGGAAUACCUUCUCUGAAAACAUUUAAGGUAAAAGGGAAAAUGAAGUGGCCUGAUGGGGAACAAACAGUUAAUGUACUUAUUGAUAGUGGUGCAUCGCACAAUUUUAUCUCACAAGAAUUGGUGGAAAAAGGAAAGAUACCUUAUA